Molecule: messenger RNA, 1517 nt
Organism: Linepithema humile (Argentine ant)
Lineage: Eukaryota; Metazoa; Arthropoda; Insecta; Hymenoptera; Formicidae
Gene: vih
Product: ubiquitin conjugating enzyme vih
Source: RefSeq, a predicted model, not a curated record
UAUAUAUAUAUAUAUAUAUAUUAUGUGAAAGGUGAUCAGAAAAACAUGUUGUCGACUUUCGACGAAUAUCUCACUGACAAUUUUAUUAUCCUGAACUAAUAUAUUCCGUCAUGCUUUUAGAUUAUUUUCUCACAUGUUUCUGGACAUUGUACAGACAAUGUUGAUGAGCAAAACAAUUGAUCACGGAAUAUUCUCGUACAAAUGUCUUCGUUCGGAAUCCAUUGAUGCAGGAAAAAUACGAUUUUUCGCAACACUCGCGAUAUAUGUUGAUUCUGACGCGUACUGCAAUUAAAAUGCGUGUGAAUACGUGCAAACGCAUGCGAGCACACGAUCUGACGUGAUCGACGAAACGCUGGUAAACUCGACGCGAACGACGAGCGAUUGCUCGACGCAACAGCUGUUUUGCUCUUCGAUGUUUUCAGGUCUGAUCGUAGAACGCGUGCAGCAUUCAAAUUUCCGCUGUGUGUUGUGUUCGUCGGCGAGUCGAAAGAGCUUUGCUCGUACGAUUUUCGUGUGCAACUGAAAAAAUUUGCGCCAGUGCCUCAGGAUGGCGCAGAACGUGAAUCCGUUUAGUUCGACACAGAAUACGCCAACGAAAGCCACUGAGGAGAAGCAGAGUUUGCCAAAGGACAAUCAUGCGGUCAGCAAACGAUUGCAAAAAGAGCUUAUGGUGCUAAUGAUGAAUACUGACCAAGGAGUAUCUGCUUUUCCAGAAGGAGAAAAUUUAUUCAAGUGGAUCGGAACUAUCACAGGACCAAGAGAUACGGUAUAUGCUGGUCUCACUUACAAAUUAAUUUUGGAGUUUCCACAUAGUUAUCCAUAUAGUGCUCCUAUGGUACGCUUUGCUACUCCAUGCUUUCACCCAAACGUAGAUACCGGUGGUAACAUCUGUCUGGAUAUAUUGAAAGAUAAGUGGAGUGCGCUAUAUGACGUACGCACUAUUUUACUCUCCAUACAAUCUCUUCUUGGUGAGCCUAACAAUGAGAGUCCACUGAAUCUUGAAGCAGCAGAGUUAUGGAACAAUCAAACAAAAUAUAAAAAAUAUUUGACGGAAGAAUAUCAAAGAACACAAAACAAUCGUAAUCAGCAGGAUUCAUGAUAAGUCAUAAUCAUAAUCUAUUUCGAAUCAUUUAUUAUUAUUAUUCCUAUCUACGAUAGGAUUAUGAUUAAGUGUAAUAUUAAUCACUAUUUUUUGCACUUGUCUUAAGAGUCAUUAAGCACAGCUAAGUCUCAAUUAAGAACUUCUUUUCUUUCUGAAGAUAAUGAUGAAAUUUUUUCAUAAAUUAUGUGGAUAAUGCACAAUUUUUGUAGAAACUUUUAUAAAAAACUAUUAUAAAUUCGCGUAACCAUCGACAUUAAGACGAUUGCAUGAGAAUUGCAUUUAUUUAUUUACCAUGUAGAAAUGUAUAUGCAUUAGUCUUUUGAUCAUUACUGCCAUUGUUCAUGCCUUAAACCUGAUAAUUGUUUCCAUUUUUACCAUUACUGUAUAAUCAAAAAUAAAUAUUUUAACGAUCGUA